AUGAGUGGAACAGGCUUCGACACCAGCUUCCCGCACUUCUCCCAAGAUCCCGUCGCCGACGCAUCCUGCAACGCCCCGGUUCUUUCUCAGGCAUUCCGUUCCACCGACCUCAAGGCCACUUCCGAGUGCGUCGCUCCGUACAACUACAUCGAUCCUGCUAAGGCUCUCGGAUCUCAGUCCGUGGCUUCUUUUGGACAGAGCAUCAUCAGCCCGACACAGAAUCUCCGUUCGGCCCCAGCUGACACCCAAUAUUCCUCAUGCGAUGAAGACGCAGAAGGCGAGCCUGACGAGAGCUAUACCGCAGAGCUAUCGUUCUGGUCGACCGAAUUGGGCGACGCAAGCGGAUCCACGGCGACAACUUUUGCUCCUGCUGAAGCAUCGUUUCCUUUCGUCGAAAGCUGCUCCGCUCUAGGUGGAGGGAUGCUGGAAAGGACGGCGAAGCACGGCGACACACCGAUCGAGCUCGACUUGCCCUGCGAGGCAGACGCGACCGCUGAAUCCUCGAGAUACGCGCCCGCUGAACUUCAGCCUAUGGCCGCUAGCACCAGCGUGGCGGAUAAAAGGUCGUCGGGCAAGAAGCGUAGAAGGAGCAGCCCGAAGAGGCUGACGGACUACUGCACCUCGAACAAAGCGAGUCUCUACUCGGCACCGGCGAAGAACAAAGCUGCCAGAAGCCAGACAGCCGCUUCGUCUUCUAAGGCUGCAGCGAACACUCGAGUUGCGGACGUCAGCGAACGACAGUCGCCUGCGAUGGCGUCGGACAGUCCUGGGUCCGGCGCGAGUGGUGUAUCGUCGCCGUCUACGCCCUCGGGAAAGUUCAAGCUGCGAAAGAAGGACGAAGUGCCUCGACGCAGUCUGGCAGCCCUGCUCACGCCUCCUCGAGAGAGGCGCGCUGGAUUCUUCGAAGACGCUUCUCAAGACGCACGGGAUUGGCGAAAAGCAGUCACUCCAGAGCCCCCGCUGGAACUCGCUGACAAGAACGGGAUUGCUGCGGGAGAAUCAGCAGGUCUGGCUCACAAGUCGGAAGCGGACGAGAUGCCAGAGAUGGUGUUUGCCGACCUGGAAGAGACUGAGGAUGUCAAGCCGGCAACGUUUGUCGACAAGGGUCAGCGAGUUUUACCUGCAGGCUGGGAGAUUCAUUCGGGAUUUCCAUUGCUGUACCAGCGGUAUUUGGUCCCCUCUUCCGUCAGUCCCGAGGUGUUAGAGAUGCUCGUGCGAGGUCUUGGAGAUGCCGACUAUGACGAUGAACUGCGCGAUACGGUCGAUCGAGCGCAGAGCGUGCACGGCGCCUUCAACAAGCCACGAUCGAUCUUGGAUCUGUACACGCCUCGCUUUGUCAAAGGCGUGGGCGUGGACAAAGUCGGCAUGUGCCCAGUUUGCUACGAGGAAGGCCAGGUGCGAUUCUUCAAGACCAAGUUUUCAGCUUACAAUUACCACUUGCAGAACUUUCACGGCGUGUCUGCGCUGACGGGGUUGCCGUUUACGCCGCCUGCCGAGUUCCGGGUUCGGGCGCAGCCGCAUGCGAAGCCCAAGGAGCGCAAGCAGCUGAUCCAGGGCCACUGCCACGGCUGCGAGCUGUGGAUUGAUAUGCAGGGUCCCAAGCAGACCGACCUCAAGGUCGCCGAGAUCUACUGGUGGAAGCAUGCGCAGUCGUGCCAUCGAAAGGCAUGCACGCCCGACGGAAUCGCCGGGUACUUUGUCGAGAACCAGUGGUUUCACAGAGUCCAUGCCGUGCUCGAGAUGAUCGGUGGCUACGACAGCGAGAUCAACAAGCUCCUUGCUGGACCCAAGUGA
Messenger RNA from Moesziomyces aphidis, 1794 nucleotides. NCBI's taxonomy places the organism in Eukaryota, Fungi, Basidiomycota, Ustilaginomycetes, Ustilaginales, Ustilaginaceae. The record is from the annotation of a GenBank genome assembly.